AUGUCUUUGGUAGUCUACACUCUGCUUAUCGUCCUGUGCAAUGUUUGGUGCUUGAUCUGUGGGGCUUCUGUGGCUGUGCCAGAUGUUGCCGUGAGAUGUGCUGAAGAAGUGCUGCUGCCCUGUAAAGUUCUUCAGGACUCCUCAAUCACCUACCAGACAGCAUCUUGGUAUAAAAUGGAUGGAGAUGGCAAAGGAAUAGUAUGGAAAGCCCUUGAUGUGGAAUCUCAUCACCCAAAAGAACUUGGGAGGUCCCUUGAGCUCUCCAAUGACACGUUCUUUUCACUGAGGAUCAAAAAUAUAACCACCCACAACAGUGGGACAUACAAGUGCACUUUGGGAGAACAGAGUGGAGAACACAACCUGAGCAGCACAGUCACACUGAAAGUAACAGGUUGCCCUGGAAUAGAAGAUGAAAAAUUAAAAAAAUACAAAGCUGAGCUUCUCAUGCUGACUUGCCUUGGGAUUUUUUACUUGUUGCUCAUCAUUUUUACCUGUACAUGUCUAAGAAAAGAAACCAUGUCUCCCAAUUAUCAAAAAAACAGAUCAGAUAUGAAGCACAUGCUCACUCUCAUCAAUGUACGUGAAAUGACAACCUUCCAGGACUUAAACAGUGACAGCACUUGCAAAAAUGGACUCUCUUCAAGUUCUGUCUAA
This is a messenger RNA of Merops nubicus (carmine bee-eater), 654 nucleotides long. RefSeq names its product CD83 molecule (gene CD83). Bases 1 to 654 code for a protein of 217 amino acids. NCBI's taxonomy places the organism in Eukaryota, Metazoa, Chordata, Aves, Coraciiformes, Meropidae. The transcript has 5 exons. The record is from RefSeq and is a predicted model, not a curated record.